AUGGAUAUUAGGCGGCGUGAAAGCAAGACGGAAUCAAGUAGUAGAGAGAAACGUAUUUAUGAGAAGGAUCAGAUGAAUCAAGACUCUUUUAUUGAGGAAUUAGCAGAGGAGUUUCGAUUGCCAAUUACACACAGAGUUACUGAAAAUGUUGAUCUGGAUGAUGUGGAGCAAGCAUCAUUAGACACAAAGAUAACGUCAUCGAAUGUCGGGUUUCGUCUUCUUCAGAAAAUGGGUUGGAAAGGAAAAGGUCUCGGAAAGCAAGAGCAAGGCAUAACGGAGCCUAUAAAAUCUGGUAUUAGGGAUCGAAGACUUGGUCUAGGAAAACAAGAAGAAGACGAUUAUUUCACUGCAGAGGAAAAUAUCCAGCGGAGGAAACUUGAUAUCGAGAUCGAGGAAACUGAGGAGAUUGCAAAGAAACGGGAGGUCCUAGCAGAACGUGAGCAGAAGAUCCAGAGCGAUGUAAAAGAAAUCCGUAAAGUCUUCUACUGUGAACUCUGCAGCAAACAGUAUAGAACGGUGAUGGAGUUUGAAGGUCACUUGAGCUCAUACGAUCACAACCAUAAGAAGCGAUUCAAAGAAAUGAAAGAAAUGCAUGGUGCAAGCAGCCGCGAUGAUAGGAAGAAGCGAGAACAGCAGCGUCAAGAGAGGGAGAUGACUAAAAUGGCUGAUGCUCGCAAACAACAUCAAAUGCAACAGAACCAGCAAGAAGACCCACAGAAGGUCCCGGUUUCUUUACCAGCCAAGACCACAGUUGCACCACUUGCUGACCAAGAUCAGCGAAAAACACUGAAGUUUGGCUUCUCUUCCAAAAGCGGCAGUGUAUCAAAGAGCCAACCCACAAGCAGCAUCAAAAAGCCAAAAGUAGCAAUUGCAUCAGUUUUUGGUAACGAUAGCGACGAAGAGUAA
Messenger RNA from Arabis nemorensis, 906 nucleotides. The record is from the annotation of a GenBank genome assembly. NCBI's taxonomy places the organism in Eukaryota, Viridiplantae, Streptophyta, Magnoliopsida, Brassicales, Brassicaceae.